Molecule: messenger RNA, 2519 nt
Organism: Ruditapes philippinarum (Manila clam)
Lineage: Eukaryota; Metazoa; Mollusca; Bivalvia; Venerida; Veneridae
Exons: 7
Coding region: 105-1712 (535 amino acids)
Cellular component (GO): membrane
Source: RefSeq, a predicted model, not a curated record
UGUCUAUAGUAAAUAGAUUAGUAUUUAACUAAUAAUUUACUACUUUCAACCAUGUUGUAAACGACGGUCAUGUUGAAGAAAUAAGUAAACUAAAACCGGAAAGUAUGGACAGUAAAAUAAAAUUGGGAAUCUUGAUUCAAUUUGGAUUCUUCUUAUGCGUGAACAGUGAACAUUUUGAGUUUGGCGACAAGGGCACAGCGUGUAUAUUACUAGAUAUUGACGCUUCCUUUAACCUAACAUACAAUGAUGGAACAACUUUUGAGGCGGCCGAUAUAUUCGACUUAAAUGGAGCUACUGUAGUUGAUAGAUCCAGUUUGUGCAGUGACUCACUCUUUAAAAACAACUCUCUUUUGAUGGUUAGUCUUUUUCCGUCAGGAGAGCACGUGGAGUUUUCGUUCAGACGACAAUUUGGCGACAUACUUAUGCACGUUGCUUUAUUUCUAAACCCCGGCAAACAUUUUAUGAAUAUUAACAAUACUUUACCGGUUGAAAUGAAAGACUACAUGGGUUUGAAUGUUGGCAAAAUGACGUCAAGUAACAACUCCUUUGAAUGUCAUACCGCGCAAGACCUUCAUUUCCGGUUCAAUGCUCCAUUUGACAUGACCAUGACCAUAUCAAAUAUCACAGUUCAGGCAUAUUCCGUAACUAACAGUACGUUUGGACCAGCAAAAGAAUGUAAACAGGAUUUGAUGACAACUACAGAGCCUUCCGAUAUAACCACAGUAACGGAGCCAAGACAAACCACAUCCGAACCUUCUGAAAUAACUACAGCAACGGAGCCAAGACAAACCACAACCGAACCUUCCGAUAUAACCACAGCAACGGAGCCAAGACAAACCACAACUUUUGAACCAGAUUCAACCACAUGGCAUUCCCACACAACUGAACCGCCGAUGAAAACAAGCACAGAACCCAAUGUCGACACGACCGAGUCACAUACUACGUCAAGUGCAACUACUGUACCAAUAACAACAAAACCAAGGCCUACAACUCGUCCUAAAUUCAUUGUAAAAAACAAUGGCACUGUCUGCAUUGUUAUUGAAGGAUUUAUAAUGUUUGAUAUACCAUAUAAGAAGAAAGAUAACACGAAUGGUAUCAGUUCAAACAUAACGGUGCCAAAUGAUGCAGAUAUAAAGGGAAAUUGUCACUUAAAUACUUCAGCCCAGGAGAUAACCAUCACAUUCUUCGACGCAUCAUGGGUUCUGGAUAUCAUCAUAAUGAAAGGUGUGGGGCUAGAGGUAGGAGACCGACUCGAGGGAGAUGGUAAUACAUACACCUGGAACAAACUGAACUUAUCGUAUACUGUUGACAGCCAUUUCCCUGAAGCAGAAAACCCUGAAAGUAAAGAGAGUGUUACAACCUCUGGAGCUAUUGCCAAUUUAAAAGUAAAUACAGAUGGUUCGUUUAAAUGCAAUGCCGAAGAAGACAUCAAUGUAGACAAAGAUACACGUAUGAAACUCAGUGAUCUACAGUACAGGGCUUUUGGUAAAACGGGCACAUCGGAUUUUACAAACAAUGAUGUGACUGAGUGUGCCGCAGAUCAUCAUCCUAGCGGCGGAGGCGGUGGCGGCGAUGGUAAUGGCAAGUUGGGUAUCAUCCUCGGCUGUGUGUUUGGUGGUUUAGCUGUUAUCAUACUUGUUGUUGGCGCUGUUCGCUAUCGCAGAAAGACUGGAAAUGUCAGUACAGGAGCCAAUUAUGACCCUAUAACCUAAAAUUAUGCUUAUUAUUUAAAUUUAUACAUGUACGUAGUUAGUUCGAGUCUUUGAACAAAAACAAAACUAUACAACACCACACAAAUUUGAUAUCUUAUUGUAUACAAAUCAUGACGUUUUAAUGAAAUCAGUAAAAAAAUCGUUUCUCUAUCAUGCUUUUGAAAAAAGAAAAACACAAAAAAGUAACAGGACGUUACGUGUAGAUGUUUAACAGAACUAUUGAGAGACUACUAGAUAGCGUUAUAUUUUACAUAUCUCUUUCACUUUCGUUUGUAAAAUUAUACAUAUGUAGUAAAAUCUGAAAAGUGUUACUUCAUUUGGCACGUUUCCAUCAUGGACCAGAGUCGCAAUACUAAUAUAUUCCGUUCUGUCCAGCUCUUUGUUUAAAAUUUAUAGCUUUUUGUGUUGAGCUUAUUGUCGUAUUUCUGCUUCUUUAUGCCUUUUUCUUAAGAAAGAACGACAUAAAAGGGUGACAAUACAGCGCAUAAAAUAUGUCGUGUUGUUUUCGUAUUUCACAUUUGUGAUUCCUUUUUCGGAAUUUUGCAGGUGCGCCUCAGUCACACAUAAUUAUGCUUGAACAAUAAUAUCAGUAUGAAAUUUACUCGCUUUAAUUUUGGCAAGAUAUUUCUAGAUAGGGUCGAUUUGCUCAAAUGAUAUGAUAACUUUACAUUGACAUUAUUUACGUUGUUCGAUUCUAUAUUAGAUCCAGUAUAUUGUAAUUAAAGAUGUAACAUAGAGUUAAGUGAAGUUUUAUAUACGUAUAUAAUUAUUCCUCUAAAACAAUAUCCAAACAUCCAAGAAUAGGUU